AGAAACUAUAGACGUAGGUGAAUACUACAUAUUGAGUGCUCUGCUGUCUAGCGAAUGUAGCGAAAUUGAAUUGGAUAGGUUAUGCUAUAUCUUAUUCGAGAUAUUGCGUUUCUAGAACAAUAUUAGAAUUGUGCGAGUGAAAAUAUCUGAGACCUUUCUAAAAAAAUGAUUUGUGUUCAGAAGAAUUGAAGCAUAAAACAGAACUAUGUUCAUCAACCGAUAAAGUGACAGUGAAUUUACUAGUCCGUACGGUAGAGGCUAAAAGAUCAUACAUUCCUGAAAAGAAAAUAAUGGAAAACCAUUACGCCGAUUUAUUUCGUAUCACCUUUAUGAAAAACUGUUUUGUCCUAUUUCUUUCCUUCACGGCAGCGAGAAGCGCACCGCACGAAGUGACACCGAAUAUUAUAGACAUUAUGAAGAAUGACUCGAAUCUAUGCCCAGCAUUUAAAUUUAUAUAUGAGUCAGAAAAUGUAAAACCAUGUGCAUCCGUGACAUAUCCUGUGACAUAUUGGAAAUAUAAUCCAGAAACUUUAAAUAGUUUCCUGUGUUUAGGAGUUUAUGACACAGCAUACAAGAUUUGCCAAUAUUCUAGUCAGUUGUCAAUUCCUCUUAAUAGUACUGCAACAUUCAAUUCAUAUGUGGAAAAAUAUGUUCCUAAUGAUGAUAAAGCCAAGGAAGAUUUUUGCAACAAUUUACAAGGACUUACAUCACUGUAUACUAAAGUAGAUCAAUUUUGGAGGCCAUUGGUCCAAAGUCUUAAUAGACGUCACACAUGUGAACGGAUAUGCUUUGACUUUCAAAAUAAUUUUCGUCCACUAUGCGCAGUAUUUGCUUGGAUCAAAAGUAUUGAUGAUGAUAUGAUGAAAAGAGUAAAUAAGGUAGAAACGAAAUACGAUUCUCUUGCAACUGAUAAACCGCAUGUAAGCCAGUCAAAGGGUGAGAUAACAAGUAUUGAAACUAAUCCAAUUGAAGCUAAAAAGAUAGAAAUAAAAGAAUUUAAAGAGCAGGACAGAAAGCAAAUUACAGCAGGUUUGAACAACAAUAAUAAUAAUGUUAAAGAAGAUAACUUAAAUAUGCCGCCUAGUAAUCCACUUCUCGCAGACAGCGAAAAAUUGGAUGAGGAAAAAACAAAAUCUGAUACUGAAAAAGUAAAUACCAUCCAAAAGAAGAUAAAUAAUACCUCAGAGACACAAGUUCAUAAAUUAUCUUCAACAUUUAAAGAAAAUAAACCGAACAGCGUUAGUACUGAACUCGGCGCUAAUGCUGAAACAAAACCCAUAAAAAAUAUUCCUUCAAACGGUGAUUCACAAGCACCAUCAAGAAAUAAUGCUAUAAAUAAUAAGGUUGCAAAUGAAGAAGACGCAGAGAAAUCUAAAGGGCAAAAUAUUGACGAUAUAAAACCAAGUACAAUAUCGGAAAAUACACAAGAGCAUUAUGAUGCUGGGAAUCCUGAUGAUAAUUUGGAAAAUGAUGGACUAGAUGAUAUAGAUGAUACAAUUCAACAUCCAGAAACAGGAAAUCAAAAUGAAAAUAUACAAGAAGUCUCUGAACGGAAGAAUAAUAAUGCUAGAAUAGAGUAUUCCAACAUGAGAGUGGAAGAUGAUUCUCAUUUCUUUACUUAUUUUACUGUGAUUACCUUGGCGUGUCUUGCUGGAUAUAUAGGUUAUCAUAAUAAACAGAAGAUACUUGCUAUUGUAUUAGAGGGUCGAAGAUCAAGAAACAAUCGUAGUAGACGGCGACCGAGUACAGCCAGCUACCGAAAACUGGAUUGUACACUUGAAGAAGCCGUUACGUCGCAAUGUAAUGCUAAUGUUACUCAUGUCAUAUAUUAAUGCGAGUAGAAUAUUACAAAUUUUAUAAUGUCUGUAUUAUAGUAUAACAACUGUAAUAUAUUUUGUAUUUAAGCACACGUACUUUCAGUAUAAUAUUAUUUAAUUUUCUAAAAGUUUUAUAUUUUGGCAAUGAAACGAUCCGCAAUAAUAAUGAAACUUAUGAAUAGUAUAUGAUAUAGCAAUGAUAUAAUAAUGAUUCGAUAUCAGAGAAUCUAAUUAAGUAAAAAUUUUUUUUACAUUAUAUCAAGAGUUAAACGUUUGAUUUAUUUAUAAAACUUAAUGAUGUGAUAUCGGAGAAUGUAAUUAAGUAAAUAUUUUAUAUUGAGUUAAAUAUUUGAUUUAUACAACUUUCAUUAUGUUACGAUUAAUUUCAAGCAAACAAAUUGUAGUAUGUUUACAAAUUGGCAUCGAUUGUGUCAUAAAACUACAUUACUUUGCUAUAUUUCUGUUAGUAUUCUAUCAAUAUCAAAUGUCAGAUUCUAUAUCAAAUUAUUUCUGUUGACAAAGUACCAGACACUUUAUAAAAUGUUUCCGACAGACUUUGCUGUAUUAACCUAUUGUUGAAGUUCGCAAAAGUUUUCAAUUUUGAUUAAAAAAAGAAUAUAAUCAAAUAAAAUAUGGAAAGUUAUUAUUAUUUUUUGUUUAAUAUAUUUCUAGCUUUUAAUGGCGUGUUAUUCAUGCACAAUUAAAGUAUACUGCAUAAUAUUAAGAAAACAACAUAUUAUACGUAUUUCAAAUUUAGCAAUUUAUGAAGAAACAUAAUACGAUAUAAUUAUGACUAAAUAUGACACGCUAAAUAUGGCUAAUCAUUGAUAAAACUCACUAUUAGACAAUCUGUCGAUUAUAAAUAGUUGUUAAUUAAUUUAAUGAUAUAACAGUUGAUCACUUGAUGUAGUACACGCAAUUUCUAAUCGAUACAUUUAUAUUUUAUUUCUAAUCAAUACUAUAUGACACGUUAUAUCGCCAUAAUUUAUAAACUACAAAUUAAUCUAAUUACUUUAUGUUGCUUAUUUUAUUAUCAAUGUUCCUCCGUUUGGUAAGUGAAAUUUUAGAAAGUUUCACGAUGAAUCUUUUUAAUCCGUCAAUUUGAAGUGCUUGAAAAUGGGUCUAGUUAUCUUGGCGAAAAAUGAAAAAAAAAGUGAAAACAAUUACACGCGUAUCGCUGAAAAACUUGUUGGUAUGCUAUUUCGUCUUUUACGAAAUUUAAAUACAAUCUAAUAUUCAAGUUUUUUUCUCUUCUUUUUGACGAUGUUCUGAAUUACAGUUAGAAUUAUUAUAUAUAUAUAUUUUUAGGCUCUUCUUAUAACACAUAUUGUAUUUUGCAAAUGCAUUUUUAUGUUAGGUUUUUAUUUUUAUAUUAGCUCUCUAUUUUAGAAGUUAUUCCGAGACAUUGAUCGGUUGAACUGAGAUAUCUGAUCGGUUUGGUAAUUUUUGUAUGCAGGUGUAAUGUGAUGUUCUAAUCAAUCUCUUUCAACAUCGUUUAAUGUCGUCAAACUAUUAUUAUUUGUCAUGUAUUUAUAAGUGCUUUAUUUCAUAUAUAAGCUAUUUAAUUUUUUCUUUUAUUUCUACUUAUUUGUAUGACUUGAUUAAAUUGGUCCAGUAAUAAUAUCAUUUGAUUUUUUCUCAAGUUUGUUUUACUAUGUAAAUGAUUUCUUUUAAACCCAAUCUUAAAUCUUCUCUGCUAUGUUUUUGAAUUUUUACUAGUAAGUUGUAUUCGUCUUCAAAUUUCUCGUAUGAGAUAUACUGAAUUCCUGAUUCAAUCGGUGACAGUUAAUUUUUCAAGCAAUUUAAUUGAUUGAUCUCUGAUACUUUUGAUUUACAAAUAGUAUAUGUACUUUAUUUUAUGUGCUGCAAUAAUAAUGAUUUCAUCCAAGUUAUAACUAGCAGAAUACAGAAAAUUAUAAGAUAAAUUUAUUAUCUAAGAAAUUUUGUAUUUUAACUUUUCUGCUUCUAUAUGUUCUCCGUAAAUGUCAGAAGUAUUAUUAAGUCGUGAAAUUUUGUUGUUGAAAACUAGUAUCUUUAUAUCUUUUUCAAAUCUCUCUUUAGAUGCUUGAAUUUCUUUUUUUAUACUUAUUAAAUAUAAUAAUUUGUUUGUAUUAAUACUUAAUAUUCUCUUGAUAAAUGAAUGUAUUUCUUUAUCUUACUUUACUAUCUAAUAGUUAUAUGUUAUAUUAUUACACAUUUUUGUCUUUGUUCAUCUAUAUUCUACAAAAAUAAAAUUUAUUAUGCGAUUUUAGAUACGUGCUAUAAUUUUUUGUAUUAUUACACAAUCUUAAAUCUUGAAUAUUUGCUAGAAGAAUUACUUAAUUAUAAAGGUAAUAUUAAUAUUCGGUAAUUACCGCUAUAUUUUUUAGCAAAAAACCGUCCAAUUAUAUUCAAUUAAAAUUUGCUACCCUUGUAAAUCUUUACAUGCAAUUUACAAUGGAUUUAAUAAUAGUAUAUGAAAUAAAUAGUAUCAUAAGAGAUAUGUAUGCGUGUGUGUUUAUGUGUGUGAGAAUUAUAUUUUUAAUUAAAAAAGGCAUCUUUAAUACCUAGUUACUAUAUUUUUCCAGAAGUCUGUAAUGUUAACUUUAAUAUACUUCAUUAUUAUUACCGCAAUAAAAAAGAAAUAUAUAUA
This is a messenger RNA of Solenopsis invicta (red fire ant), 4449 nucleotides long. Its product is annotated as trans-Golgi network integral membrane protein 2. The record is from RefSeq and is a predicted model, not a curated record. NCBI's taxonomy places the organism in Eukaryota, Metazoa, Arthropoda, Insecta, Hymenoptera, Formicidae. The transcript has 4 exons. The coding region runs from base 291 to 1832 and encodes 513 amino acids.